AUGGCUGCGAUAUACGCCGUGUACACCUCCCCGUCACACCCGCCCAUCCCCAACCAUCUCCCCACUCUCAUUGUCACGCCCCACGAAAACUAUCUCCUAACACCCUCGCCCCAAGGCGAUCUCUGCGUCGCCAAGCUCUUCCCGCCCCGCCCCCGCGAGCCAGGCAAGGCCUCUGCCUCAGAUCCCGGCCACUCCUCCCCCUCGGCCUCCCGCGUCGUCCGCUGCGAGGCCUCCCGCAAUCUCAAGUGGUCCAUCGCAAACACCGGCGUCAUCUCCCCCAUAUACAAGCUCUCUCUCCCCUCCCCGGAUUCCCCAGAUCUCCCCCUUUUCCAGGUCUCAAAGCCAAAUCCAAAUGCCGCCUUUUGGAGCAUGUUCUACUUUGCCUAUGCCGGCCACAACAUCCCUCCAAAGCGCAUAGAGUUUGGCAAGAUCCAGAAGAAUCCACCCGGUCCCAAUGGCGGCGGCACCCGUAUCAGUAUCACUGGAAAGACUCCAGAGGAAAAGGCCGUUUGGCAGACCCUCGGUGAGGGCAACGAAGACUGCGUCGAGUGGGUCGUCCUCUGCGCCGCCCUCAACCUCCUCGACGACGAGAUUAUGAAGGCUGCUGAAAAGAAUCCUCCCCCGCCCUCGGGCCCCAAUCCCCGUUCUGCGCCUGUAUCCCUGCGCGAUCCCGGUCCGGCAGGCGGCGCUCCUCCUCCUCCUGCUGGUCGCCCAGGUCCUGGUCCAGGGCCAGGUCCAGCGCCCGGUCAAGGUCCCCCGCCGCCAGGCCAACAACAGCGUCCCCCGCCCCCGCCCAACGCCGGCCCUGGUCCAGGCCCCCGCCCUCCCGGUCCUCCAGGCAACUACGCGCCCCCGCCCCGCGGUUUCCCUCCCGGCCAGGGUCCCCCGCCCGCUGGAUACGGUCCCCCAGGCCAAGGCCCGCCCCCGCCAGGAGCAUACGGUCCACCAGGCGGUCAAGGUCCUCCUCCCCCAGGCUUCCGUCCCCCGCCUCCUGGUCAAGGUCCCCCAGGCGGGUUUGGCCCCCCAGGCCAGGGUCCUCCUCCCCCAGCUGGCUAUGGGCCUCCAGGUGGUCCUGGGCCCUAUGGUCCUCCUCCCCCAGGCAUGGGUCCUGGCCCUGGUGGCCGCCCUGGUCCCGGUCCCGGUCCUGGCGGCCCACCACCCCCAGGCGCAUACGGCGGUCGCCCUCCUCCCCCGCCCAACGCUAUUCCCCCCGGCCAGCAGGGCCCACCACCCCAACAAAUCCGCCGGUUCUAG
Psilocybe cubensis is the source of this 1254-nucleotide messenger RNA. RefSeq lists its product as uncharacterized. Bases 1 to 1254 code for a protein of 417 amino acids. The record is from RefSeq and is a predicted model, not a curated record. NCBI's taxonomy places the organism in Eukaryota, Fungi, Basidiomycota, Agaricomycetes, Agaricales, Agrocybaceae. The transcript is spliced from 4 exons.